Molecule: messenger RNA, 2627 nt
Organism: Vigna umbellata (rice bean)
Lineage: Eukaryota; Viridiplantae; Streptophyta; Magnoliopsida; Fabales; Fabaceae
Product: BEL1-like homeodomain protein 9
Biological process (GO): regulation of DNA-templated transcription
Molecular function (GO): DNA binding
Source: RefSeq, a predicted model, not a curated record
UGUUUGCACUUUGUUCCUUGUUUUGAAGGGAGAAGAGAGAAUCUGUGUUGUUCACUCUGAGCCAUAACACUGUAGCCAUAGAGAAACUAAGAAAAGACCAAAGAAGAAAUUUGAGUGUUCCUGCUGCGAAAACAAACGCAAAAACCUUAACUUAAUUCUCCUUAAAAUCAAACAUAUCCAACAAACUUAGUAUAUAGUUACAUACACAGAAAAAAAAGCUAAAUCACUGUCUUUCUCUAUCAUGCUCCAUAAUAACAUCACAAUUAUACACACCCUUUCUUUUUUCCUCUCGUUUUAUCGUGACUCCACACACUCUUCUCUGCCUAACUUGUGUUGAGGAGCUUCAGUUGUGUUUGUUUGUUUGCUUGGUUUUGUGUUUCUAUGGCUGAGGGUUUUGAGGCUUACCAUGUGCCACAGCAAAGCAGAAGAGAUAAGCUAAGAGUCGUGGUGACACAGAACCAACAUGGUCUCGUUGAACCCUCCACUUUGCUUCCUUUGUACGACCCUUCUUCGUUCAUAUCUUCUGAUUUGCUAACGAGCUUCCACAACAGCCACAAACACAACUUGGGUUGUGGCGUGAAGGAAGAACGUGCAAAUUUGAUGAUGGGUUUUGCAGGCAGAGGAGGUGAAGGUGGAGGAGUCAUGAACAAUGGCUCUUCUUCUUCUUUGUGUUGUUCUUCUAACUCCUCUUCGGUUUCUUAUUUGGAUCCUGAAUCCUCGUUGCCUCUGAACCAAGCUACAAUUCAGGUCAUUAACAACAACAACAUGUUUCUUUACCAAGCACAGAACCUGGGAGAGUUUGACCAGGGUUAUAAUAAUAAUAAUGGUAGUGAGAUCAUGGUGUUUAAGCCUGAGCCUUUGUCUUUGUCUCUCUCAUCACAUAGCAACGGUGUGAAUCUUCAGCGAUAUGGAUCUGUGGUUUGUGGUGAUAAGGUUUGUGGGGUUGGUGGCGGUGGUGGAUGUGUGGUUUAUGGUGGUUCUGGAUUGAAUGAAGCUUCUAGGUGCACGGUGCCUAUGGGGCCAUUUACUGGUUAUGCUUCUAUAUUGAAGGGAUCGAGGUUCCUGAAACCUGCACAGCAAUUAUUGGAAGAGUUAUGUGAUGUUGGUGGAGUCUGUGCUGAAAAGAUGGUGGCUGAUGCAUCAUUGAUGGAACCUGUUCCUCUUCCUCCUCCUGAAAAUUCAAGUGAAGAUCUACUUGGGGAUCACGGGGGUGACCAUGGUCGGAAAAAGUCAAGACUGUUAACUAUGCUUGACGAGGUUUACAGGAGGUACAGGCAAUACUAUCAGCAGAUGCACGCAGUAGUAACAUCAUUUGAGUAUGUUUCAGGCCUUCGCAAUGCAGCUCCUUAUGCAAGUUUGGCAAUAAAAGCCAUGUCCAAACAUUUUAGAUGCUUGAAGAAUGCAAUUACUGACCAACUUCAGUUUGCCAAUAAAGCUCAUUUUCACAUCAGCAACAGGAAGGAUGAAUCUUCAAGGUUUGGCAACAGUGAUAGAGGCCCUUACAGCCAAAGGCCAGGGUUUCUUGAGCACCAACCUGUUUGGCGGCCUCAAAGAGGACUCCCCGAGCGUGCUGUGUCUGUUCUCAGAGCAUGGUUGUUUGAGCACUUUUUGCAUCCUUAUCCUACUGAUACAGACAAGCUAAUGUUGGCUAAACAAACUGGUCUUUCUCGUAGCCAGGUGUCUAAUUGGUUCAUUAAUGCAAGAGUAAGGCUCUGGAAACCAAUGGUGGAAGAAAUACAUAUGCUAGAAACACGGCAGGCUCAAAAUUUAAAGAAUUCACAGAAGGAAGAACAUUGCAGGAACAAGUCAAGUGACAAUUACGAUAACUCCAUUGUUUCUGAGAAUCCAUCUGGCUCAACAGAAAAGUUUCAGGGUCCUCCUUACAAGCGAGCUACAGACGAACUUACCAACAUACCAGUUCGGACUCAGGAACAACUGAAUCUUCCCUGCACAAGCAAUCAGCCAGGGGGUGUUGAAGUGAGCAUGGGUGGCAGUGCAAGCAAUAGUGUGUCACUCACACUAGGACUUCAUCAAAAUCAUGGCAUUGGUUUGGCUGAACCUUUUAGCCUGAAUGCAGCACAGCGAUUUGGUGUUGCUCUUGAAACCAACAAUGAAGGCUAUGUGAUGAGUGGAUAUGAGUCACAGAAUAGGCAUUUUGGAAGAGAUGUCAUUGGAGGACAACUGGUGCAUGAUUUUGUUGGCUGAAGGUCUUCAAUGUCUAAUAACUUCCAUGGAAUUUUCAUUUGAUUAGGGUGAUAUACAAACAUGUUUCUGUUGUGCUUUCAUGAAUUAUCCAAAGUUGGAAGAAGGAUUGGAAUGUUGCCCUUUGUGGUUAUACUGGCAUUGAUGAAUGAGCCUUCCAGUUAUGGAGAGCUGAUUAACAGAUUAACUGGUCUUUCUAUUGAACUCACUUGUAUGAAGGUUGUAAAAUUAUUGUGUAAAUUCAUUUGAGGUUAUUACUGGGAGUAAAUCCAAAUGCUCUUGCUUUCUAAGCUGUUUGUAAGCUUUUCCGUUUUAGAUUUUCAUCCAAACCAGGUAAGUGGAUUUCAAUUUGUAAUACUUAAAAAUCCUGUUAGUUAUAUUUGGGUCUUUAUACUGUAAACGUAGCUCCUAUAUAACUUGCAAUC